Arvicola amphibius (Eurasian water vole) is the source of this 1843-nucleotide messenger RNA. Its product is annotated as hepatitis A virus cellular receptor 2 homolog. NCBI's taxonomy places the organism in Eukaryota, Metazoa, Chordata, Mammalia, Rodentia, Cricetidae. The transcript is spliced from 7 exons. The coding region runs from base 77 to 922 and encodes 281 amino acids. The record is from RefSeq and is a predicted model, not a curated record.
GGAAGCACCAUUUUAACUGGAGACCUAAAGCUGUGCCUACACUGAGCUGGCCUUUGCUCUUCCCUGGCAAGUACUAAUGUUUUCACAUCUUAUUUUCAACUGUGUCCUGCUGCUGUUGCUACUGCUACUUGCAAGGUCUUUGGAAGAUGCAGUUAUAGUCGAGGUCGGUAAGAAUGCGUAUCUGCCCUGCGACUACAAUCUACUUGCCUAUGGGACACCUGUGCCUGUGUGCUGGGGCAGGGGACCCUGUCCUUGGUCACAGUGUGCCAAUUGGGUGCUCAGCACUGAUGAAAGAAAUGUGACACAUCAGAAAUCCAGAAGAUACCAGCUAAAGGGGAAUUUCCUCAAAGGAGAUGUGUCCUUGACCAUAGAGAAUGUGACUCUAGCUGACCAUGGGACCUACUGCUGCCGGGUACAAUUCCCUGGUCUAGGGAAUGAUAAAAAAUUAAACCUGGAAUUAGAAGUCAGACCAGCCAAGAUCGCCCCAGUUGUCCCUGCUCGUGGAUACCCUACUCCAACUACUCCAAGAACCCUAACCACCAAGGGAGAUGGCUCAGAGACACAGACUAUGGGGACCCUCCAGGAUAAAAACCUAACGCAAAUUUCCACAUGGACCGAUGAAAUGAAGGACUCUGGAGAAGCCAUCAGAACGGCUGUCUAUAUUGGAGUAGGAGUCUCUGCUGGGCUGGCCCUGACACUCAUCUUUGGUGUUUUAUUCCUUAAAUGGUAUUCUUAUAAGAAAAAGAAGUUACAGAAUUCAAGCCUCAUCACACUGGCCAACCUCCCUCCAGUGGGGCUAACGAAUGCGGGAGCAGGCAGACACCGGUCAGAGGAAAACGUCUAUACCAUCGAGGAGAACAUCUACGAAAUAGAGAAUGCCAAUGAGUACUAUUGCUACGUCACCAGCGGGCAGCCAUCUUGACCACCCCUGGGCUCUCGCUUUUUAAGGUUCCCCUUCAUUUUCGACUUUGCGGUUUUCCUUUUUGAACACUAUGAGAUAUAUCACCUGAAAAGUUUGGGAGUUCUGUCCACCACAAAAAAUGUUCCUGUUUUCUAGGGAUAAUUAGCUCAUAAGGGGAUUCAACUAUAACCUAUGCUAUACUGAAAUGUAUCGUUACCGCUGAGUUCCAGGGAUAGGAUCUUCCCCCAGCCUAGAAAGCACUAAUCAUGGAUGUUGAAGCUCACAUGUGCCUUCACAAUUAGGAAUGCUUAGUAUGAUAUCUCUGGAGUACCUGGACAUUCAGGAUUGUGGUGUGUCCACAAAGCUCUUCAACAGGUAGGGAGAAUAUUAGGCUAAGGGAGAUAGGUGCAGGUCUGUGUGGAUGCAGGAAAUCUAAAGUGGCCACUGAUUUUUCUAGAGAUUUCAGACCUUGAAUAAUUAAGAAAAAGUCAGGUGGCACAUACCUAUAAUUACAUAACUUACGAGGCUGAUGAAGGAGGAUCGUGAGUUCAAGGCCACCCUGGGCUAUGAUGAUGAGACUUUGCUUUAAAAACAGAAGAGAAAAAAAAACAAGCAAACACACAGGGAAGUUAAAAAGAUGGAUCAGACGGUGAAGUGCUUGUUGUGCAAGCAUGAGGAGUCUGAUCCCAGAACCCACACGCAAAAGCUAGGCGUGCUAAUGCCUGGCUGUAAACUUAGAGAUGGGGAAGUGGUGACAGAGUAGGUCCCUGUGGCUUGGUUGCCAGGCAGCUUAACCUAGUUGAUGAGUUCCAAGUCACUGAGAGCCCCUGUCUCGAAAUAAGGUGGACGGCGUUCCUGAGGAAAGACAACGGAGGUUGCCCUCUGAUCUCCACACACAUAUUUGAAUGUACAUACGCACAUAUGUGGUCACACAUGAGAUAA